AUGGUACGAGAUUGUUUUAAAGAAAAUGAUUGGCAAGAUGUAAGACUCAAACUCAUUGGAACAAAGGAUAAGGAUGGUAGAAUUUUUAACUUGCCCACGGCUGAAGAAAUUACUGCAUUAAUAAUUGGUGAUUUUGAUGGAGCAUUUGAUAAAAGGGAUAUCAUAGUUCAAAGCAAAUCAGCCGGUCUUCAGAGAAUUAGUGAGCUUCAUCCCUCUUAUCUUGCAUUGCAAUAUCCUCUUAUAUUCCCGUAUGCAGAAGAUGGAUUUAGACUUGUUAUUUAUACAAUCGAAUUUCAGAAACGUGGUCUACCUCAUGCUCAUAUAUGUUUGUUCUUAAGUGCCGAUAGCAAGUUUCCAACUGCUAAAGAAAUUGAUUUGGUUAUUAGUGCUGAAAUACCUGACAAAGAGACGGAUGCUAAAUUGUUUGUAGUUCCGUACAAUCCUAUGCUACUCAAAAAGUAUCAGUGCCACAUAAAUGUUGAGUGGUGUAACCAAACAGGAUCCAUCAAAUAUUUGUUCAAACACAUUAAUAAGGGUCCGGAUAGAGUCACAGCUUCUGUUUACCAAACUACCACAACUGGUAACGUGAACAAGGAAAAUGAGGAAAUGACAAAUAAACAAAAGCUGUCAAACAAAAAAGAAGUUGAUGAAGUUAAAGCAUAUCUUGAUUGUAGAUAUAUUUCAGCGUGUGAAGCUGCUUGGAGAAUCUUCAAGUUUGACAUACACUAUCGAGUUCCAUCUGUUGAAAUAUUGCCUUUUCAUUGCGAAGAUGGUCAGGCUAUUGUUCAUGAUGAUAAUUCAAACUUGUGUGACGUGGUCAGUAACCCAACUGUGAAAAUGACUAUGUUCACAGAAUGGAUGAAAUGUAACAAAAUGGAUCCAUUUGCUAGAACAUUGCAGUAUAUAGAGUUUCCCAGAUACUUUGUAUGGAUACGCAAAGAACGAAAGUGGAUGCGUAGAAAACAACCUUUUGGUGCAGUUGGUAGGAUACAUUAUGUACCUCCAUCCCUUGGUGAUUGUUAUUUCUUGAGAAUUUUAUUGAAUCACGUUAUAGGACAAGUGAGUUUUGAUGAUAUAAGAACAGUUGAUGGAAAAAUUUACGAUACCUUUAAAGAUGCAUGUUUCGCUCGCGGUCUGUUGGACGAUGAUAAAGAGUAUAUAGUUGCCGUCACGGAAGCAAGCGCAUGGUCCACUUCUGGUUUCUUGCGUACAUUUUUUGUAAUGUUAUUGAUGUCAAACACCAUUUCUAGGCCCGGUCAUUUCUGGACACAAACAAAAUCUCUAUUGUGUGAAGACAUAUUAUAUCAGCAACGGAGAAUUACUGGUAUUCCUGAGGAAGAGAUUGAAAACAUUUGCUUACCACAUAUUGAAAAUUGGUUACUUGCUUAUGGAAGUACGUUAGGCAACUUUUCUGACAUGCCAAAUGUUCCUGACAACUACAUUUCAGCAUCGAACAACCAAAUGAUAAUGAAAGAACUUUCGUAUGAUCGGGCUACCUUACAAAAGGAACUUGCAUCUUACUUAAAAUCUUUAACUGAUGAACAGCUUAAAGUGUAUGAAACCGUCAUGAAUGCAAUUGAUAAAGGAAAUGGAGGUGUUUUCUUUGUAUAUGGUUACGGUGGAACUGGUAAAACAUUUCUCUGGAAAACAUUUGCAGUAGCUGCCUUACGUUCCAAAGGUGAAGUUGUCUUAAAUGUUGCAUCCAGUGGUAUUGCAUCACUUCUAUUAGAUGGCGGUAGAACGGCUCAUUCCAGGUUUGUAAUUUCGAUAAACGUUAACGAGGAUUCGAUAUGUUCUAUAGAACCGAACAGUGAGCUAGGAGGAUUAAUAAAAGAAACUAAGAUGAUAAUUUGGGAUGAAGCACCAAUGACACAUAAGCAUUGUUUUGAAGCUCUGGAUAGAACAAUGAGAGAUAUAGCACGUUCCAAUAAUCCAUCCUUGCAAAGCAAGCCUUUUGGUGGAAAGAUAGUUCUUUUUGGCGGUGAUUUUAGACAAAUCCUUCCUGUCAUUCCAAAAGGUACCAGAAGCAUGAUUGUAAAUUCUUCAUUGAAUUCUUCUUAUAUAUGGCAGGAUUGUCAAUUACUCAAGCUAACUGAAAACAUGAGGUUAAAAGUUGGUAAAAAACCAAGUAAUCUUCACGAGAUCAAGGAAUUUACUGAAUGGAUUUUACAGCUUGGUGAUGGUCUACUUGGUGGUCCAAAUGAUGGAGAGGUGGAAAUUGAAAUUCCAGAUGAUCUACUUAUACUCGAUCAAGUCAAUCCUAUAUCUUCAUUGAUCUCAUUCACAUAUCCGGAUAUGCAAAAGUUUUUGUGGGAUUCAAAUUACUUCCAACAAAGAGCCAUUCUUGCUCCCACAAAUGAAGUUGUUGAUUCAAUAAAUACAUAA
Molecule: messenger RNA, 2385 nt
Organism: Helianthus annuus (common sunflower)
Lineage: Eukaryota; Viridiplantae; Streptophyta; Magnoliopsida; Asterales; Asteraceae
Exons: 4
Coding region: 1-2385 (794 amino acids)
Biological process (GO): telomere maintenance; DNA repair
Molecular function (GO): DNA helicase activity
Source: RefSeq, a predicted model, not a curated record